Messenger RNA from Penicillium daleae, 2256 nucleotides. Its product is annotated as sterylglucosidase 1. Gene Ontology annotation, biological process: ergosteryl 3-beta-D-glucoside catabolic process; carbohydrate metabolic process. The record is from RefSeq and is a predicted model, not a curated record. Bases 1 to 2256 code for a protein of 751 amino acids. The transcript is spliced from 3 exons. Lineage: Eukaryota; Fungi; Ascomycota; Eurotiomycetes; Eurotiales; Aspergillaceae. Gene Ontology annotation, molecular function: steryl-beta-glucosidase activity.
AUGGGUCUCCUACGUCUUCACAUCGAUGGAAAGGUCUUCCGAGAUCCCCAGAAUCGAGAGAUUGUGUUGAGGGGUAUAAAUGUCGCGGGGGAUGCCAAAUGUCCCAAAAAGCCCGACCUUCCCUCGUUUGUUUCGGAGAAGUUCUUCGACGCAGACGAUGUUUCGUUUGUAGGACGCCCGUUCUCGUUGGAGGACUCACAUACCCACUUCAGAAGACUACGCAAGUGGGGCUAUAACGCGAUCCGAUAUAUCUUCACAUGGGAGGCAAUCGAGCAUGCCGGUCCCGGUGUCUACGACGAGGAGUGGAUCACAUUUACCAUCGAAGUUCUAAGAAUAGCGAAGCAAUAUGAGUUUUAUGUCUUCAUGGACCCUCAUCAGGACGUGUGGUCUCGACUUUCUGGAGGAUCUGGCGCACCGAUGUGGACACUCUAUGCAGCAGGGCUGGACCCCAGGGGGUUCAAGAAUACGGAAGCUGCGCUAGUUCAAAAUACCUAUGAUAACCCCGCUGAGUUUCCAAAAAUGAUAUGGAGCACGAACUAUACCCGCCUUGUGUGCCAGACCAUGUUCACCCUGUUUUGGGCGGGUCGAGACUUCGCACCUAAAGCUAUCAUCGAUGGCAUGAAUAUUCAGGACUACCUACAAACUCACUUUAUUGCAGCAUGCAAGCACUUGGCGCAGCGAAUCCACGACGCUGGUGAUAUUGAACAUGAGGUAGUGAUUGGUUGGGAGAGUAUGAAUGAGCCCCAUCGUGGUCUCGUUGGAGUGCAGGACAUCUCUAUCGUUCCCCCAGAGCAGCAACUUCAGCUUGGGACGUCACCCACGGCGUUUCAAGCGAUGCUAACUGGCGCCGGGCGAGCUUGCGAGGAGACUACCUGGGCCUUCGGCAGCUUUGGGCCCUACCAGACUGGGAGACAACUUGUGGACCCAGAGGGAGAGUCGGCCUGGCUCUCUGUCGACUAUGAUGAUAGCAAAUACGGCUGGCAACGAGACUCCGGCUGGAAGCUCGGGGAGUGUAUUUGGGCCCAACAUGGAGUCUGGGACCAGGACACGGAUACUCUUCUGCAGAAAGACUAUUUCUCAAAGGUGCCUAGCACUGGAGAACCACUGAACUACGAGGUCUUCACCAACACUUACUUUUUGGAACACUACCGAAAAUACAGAGAUGCGAUUCGGGUCAUCUGGCCUGCGGCCAUACUGUUGUGCCAGCCACCUGUGAUGGAAGUGCCUCCUGACUUGAAGGGAACUGACGACGAUGACCCGAAUAUGGUUCAUGCUGUUCAUUACUAUGACGGUCUCACCCUUUUGACUAAACAUUGGAACCGCCUCUACAAUGUGGAUGUUAUCGGAGUCCUUCGAGGCAAGUACUGGGCUCCGGCGUUCGCUGUGAAGGUCGGGGAAUCGGCCAUCCGCAAUUGCCUCCGUGAUCAACUUAAAUUCCUCCGGGACGAGAGCUUGAAGUACAUGGGAAAUCACCCACUGCUCUUUACAGAGAUUGGCAUUCCUUAUGAUAUGGACAACAAGAACGCCUACGAGACUGGAGACUAUAGUAGUCAAACCAGCGCGAUGGAUGCCAAUCACUUUGCACUGGAAGGCAGCACCUCGAAUGGAUUUACCCUGUGGCUGUACCAGACAGAGAACAAUCAUGAAUGGGGCGAUCUUUGGAAUGGGGAGGAUCUGUCGAUCUACUCCCAGGAUGACUUGGAACUUCCGACCAAACCAACGUACACAUCACUCAAUCCACAGUCUCCAGCGUACUCUGAAAGCCAUAGCAGUGGAGACGAGCCGGAAGUCGAUCCCCGGAACCUCAAGCGCGCCCUCACGAAUCCAUCAAUUUCCAGUGUCAGCUCUCAAACUCCCAAGGGCCACCGAGCUGCCGAGGCUUUUCUCCGCCCAAGUCCAGUCUAUGUCAACGGGGCCUUGGACAGUUAUGUCUUUGACCUUCGAAACUGUACGUUCACCAUGACUUUGACGGCGAAAGUCGCUACACCGUGCGAGGCUCCAACAGAAAUCUACCUGCCCGAGUUCCACUUCCCGGAGAACGGGACUGUUAUCGCAGUCAGCGGGGGCAAGUGGGAAAUUGACUACCAGGAUAUCAAGACGAUCAAGAUCCAGCGAUUACGGUGGUGGCACGCCGAAGGAGAGCAGAGUAUCAAGAUCGAGGGAGUCAAGCGCAAAGCAGGAGAGUUUGCCAGCCCAUCUGAAGACGACGUGACAUACCUGGAACAGUGCCAGAGGGGUGAUUGCAAUGUCAUGUGA